Messenger RNA from Fusarium tjaetaba, 372 nucleotides. RefSeq names its product transporter. The transcript has 2 exons. Lineage: Eukaryota; Fungi; Ascomycota; Sordariomycetes; Hypocreales; Nectriaceae. Bases 1 to 372 code for a protein of 123 amino acids. The record is from RefSeq and is a predicted model, not a curated record.
AUGAAGGACGAUAACGAAGCAAGGAGCUUCACUACUGGUGCCAUGAUGACUGUCGGCUGGGCAUUCUUCACCUGGUACAACGUUGUCGCUUUCCCUAUCACUCAAGGGCCACGGUGGACCAAGGGCUUCUCGGCAAACGUCGCUCUCACCUGUUGUUAUCUUACUCUAUUCAUGGUUGGCCAAUUCCUCUGGAGACGAGAUAUUAAAGCUGGUCUGUAUAAGAGGGCCAUUGAGGAAGAGGAGAAUGAAGAGGCAGUCAAUGAGAAGCUUGGUGCAGAUACUUUAGAUGACAAGUCUACUGAGGUCCAUACUGGACUGGCACACAUCGAGGACAAGAACUCCGAGGGCGAGAGGAUUAAUGAGAUAACUUGA